Molecule: messenger RNA, 620 nt
Organism: Colletotrichum phormii
Lineage: Eukaryota; Fungi; Ascomycota; Sordariomycetes; Glomerellales; Glomerellaceae
Product: Glyoxalase/Bleomycin resistance protein/Dihydroxybiphenyl dioxygenase
Exons: 2
Coding region: 95-523 (142 amino acids)
Source: RefSeq, a predicted model, not a curated record
AGAUAGCCCAAGCCCGAUCGCUACUUACACAAUCGCCAAGACUCUCCUUGUUGCGUCGAUCAAGUCUGCAAGCUUUACUCUACAUCAUUGCACCAUGUCCGGAGCCAGAGCCGUCGUCAAGACGCUGGAUCACCUAGUGCUCACCUGCGCAAGUGUCCCAAAGACGGUCCAGUGGUACACAAAGUACCUCGGGAUGAAGGCAGAAACAUUCACGUCACCUUUAGAACCAUCCGUCCAGAGGCAUGCACUGAAGUUUGGCACGCACAAGAUCAAUCUGCACCAGCAGGGCAAGGAGUUCGAGCCAAAGGCCAAGACCGCGCUGCCUGGCACGGCUGAUCUCUGUUUCUUGGUGGAUGAUGGCACGAAUCUCGAAGAGCUCAUUAAGGGGUUCCAAGGGGACGGAGUUCAGGUUCUCGAGGGCGAGAAAGUGGUUGCGCGGACGGGCGCUCAGGGUCCUAUUCAGAGCGUUUAUGUGAGGGAUCCCGACGGUAACUUGAUUGAGCUCUCUCAUUACAAGUCAUAGGUGCCGACUAACUACGCCGUUUGCGUUCUCUCUGCAAAUCUGUAGACUAUGGGUUGAGGAAAUCUCAAUAUUACAUUACUAAUACCGAAAAUGAUGA